GAACAAAAGAUUCUGUGACUCUGACUUUGUUCAUUUACGUUUUUGGUCGACGUAACGAGAAUUUCACAUCUACAAGCAAAUGUGUGAGGAGCUGAAAGGCCACGGCGUUAUACUUACGGCGGUCGAAUUGAAAAACCGGAUCAAUAAUCUCUCUCGGAAGUACAGCACUCGCGAUUUGAUGGAUGAGGUGAUUGGUUCCGAUGAUGACUACUGCGAUGCUGAGUAUUUAGAUGAAGCGUACAACCCGGAGAACGACACAUUCGCUCAAUCUAUGUUUAUGUCACCUUCUGCGCCGACAUCAUCAGUAUCAUCGCCAUCACCAACACUGCCAUCAUCAAGCCGCAGGCAUUCCGCUCCUAAAAAGAGAAAACAAAAUGUGCAGGAAAAAUUGUUGGAAUUGGCUAUAAAAGAAAACGAAAAUAUGGUAACUUUUAUGGAGUAUUCCAAGACUACAGAUCUUCAAAUAAUCGAGCUCAUGAAAGAAAAUAACGCGUUGAUGAGCAAGCUGGUCGAUAAAAUUUGA
Toxorhynchites rutilus septentrionalis is the source of this 523-nucleotide messenger RNA. RefSeq lists its product as uncharacterized. Lineage: Eukaryota; Metazoa; Arthropoda; Insecta; Diptera; Culicidae. The transcript has 4 exons. The coding region runs from base 80 to 523 and encodes 147 amino acids. The record is from RefSeq and is a predicted model, not a curated record.